AUGUUUGUUUAUGUGGGUUAUAAGUUAAAGUUUCCCCAGCCUUUAAACAAGAACGCAUACCAAUGCCUGAAGAGGAGGACGAUGAACGACCAAGAAAGUGGUACGCCCCGUAGUCAGGAAGAUCUCAACAAGUUUAUAAACCUGUCAGAAACAGUUGGUGGUUUUCCGACUCGUAAGUAUCUAAAUGAGAAAGUUACACCCACUUUACUAGAGGGUAUGAGAAUGAUAGCGGUUCGUAAGCCUGAAGACCCACUAAAGGUUCUGGGACAAUUUCUGAUUGAUCACAGCGAUGAAAAGACGAAAGUGGCUGAUGAUGCGAGUAAAUAA
Messenger RNA from Zygosaccharomyces rouxii, 327 nucleotides. RefSeq names its product Sdc1p (gene SDC1). The transcript has a single exon. The coding region runs from base 1 to 327 and encodes 108 amino acids. The record is from RefSeq and is a predicted model, not a curated record. NCBI's taxonomy places the organism in Eukaryota, Fungi, Ascomycota, Saccharomycetes, Saccharomycetales, Saccharomycetaceae.